Messenger RNA from Ctenopharyngodon idella (grass carp), 1513 nucleotides. RefSeq names its product RAD9-HUS1-RAD1 interacting nuclear orphan 1 (gene rhno1). Gene Ontology annotation, cellular component: chromosome; nucleus. The record is from RefSeq and is a predicted model, not a curated record. Lineage: Eukaryota; Metazoa; Chordata; Actinopteri; Cypriniformes; Xenocyprididae. Gene Ontology annotation, biological process: recombinational repair; DNA damage checkpoint signaling; cellular response to ionizing radiation. The transcript has 3 exons. The coding region runs from base 487 to 1344 and encodes 285 amino acids.
CCUGCUACGACAAUUUUAAAAAAGCGUAAUUCGAUCAUCACAAUUGAAUGUGAUUGGUCCGUUGAGAAAUGCGCUGAGAAAAGUAACACAGUUUAUGUAGUCUGAUUUAUUUUUGGUCGACAUCUUAUCAAUAUUUGGUCAAUAUUUUACGCACUGAUAAAAAAAGUAAUAAUGGAAAAAAAUAAAAUAAAAAUAAAUAAAUAGUUAAAAUAUAAUAUUAUUUGGACUGAUCCAAUCUCUCUGCCAAUCAAAACAACGCCCGGGCCACUAAGAACCGCCUCUUGUGGUAUUCCAUUAUUAGGCUAACUAGCAUUCAAGCCGUUGCUAGUUCUGUUGGAGGGACAGGACUGAGUGAAUGGGGGAUGAACUUUCUCACAAAUCGCACGCAGACGGUUUAUCAAUCUCUUUGUUAAAUUACACGGUCCAAAGAAAAAAUACAAUGCUAAUGAGAAGAAAUACAAAGCGAUGCCAUAUCAUGACUUCUAAAUGCCACGCACUUCACAUAAGAAGAGACUGUUGAACCCACACAAGUCUCAGCUGUUGUUUGUAGAGGCGCCCAUCAAUGGACCAAAGCACGAGUAUGGACCACAACUACGGAGUGCCAUUCAUCCCAGGUCAUUCAUAUCAGAAAAGCAACGGCAAAGUGGUGCACCAUAUACCUCUUGGGUGUCUCCACAGUUUAAUUCAAUUGAGACCACAACGGUUAGUCGAGGGAAGAGAGCUAACCAGGCGGCUAUGAAAAUGUCAAACAAGGUGUCAGUUUUGGGUUUACCUCAGACAAGAAAAACAAGGGUCUGCAAAUAUACUCCCUUAUCCUUUGGAGCAACCACAGGCCGUGAAAACCUUCAUAGUUCAUGGACGAAGAAUGAUAGGCUCGUUUCUUCGGACAAUCAUCGCAAGGAGCUUCAAGAAACCUCAAGAAGAACUCGGGUUCCUCGAAAAGGGGUAGAGAGGAAGAUGGCUGCACGUGUUACAACUGCUACCUCCAGUCGUACAGACGUUUCAAAGAAUCCGCCAUUCCGCAAAAAUGGAAAUGGAAUGAAUAAAGAUUCCAUUCACACCCCCAACACAAGCAUAGUUCCAGAACCACCAAAUGUAGAGACGCCAGAAAUGCCACAUUGUUCCAGCAAUUCUCCAACCAAUGUUCAACAUCUCCUUUUCUCCCCAAACCAGGCAAAAACUCCUCCACGAACCGAGAACACAAGUAUCCUGGUGAAGGACACGCCUGAGAAAGACUAUGGGCUGAGGGUAACAUGGAGACGAAGAAAAGGGCUGAUGAAAUUAUUGAUUGACAGAGGUCAGCUUCUUCUGACAGAUGCAGAAGUUACCAAUGAGUGGAUAUAAACUUAAACGAAACGAUAAAAAGUUAAUUGAAACAGUAAAAAAAAAAAAGAAGUGAUUUGUUUUGUAGUCAAUACUGAGUUGAAAAGAUUUAGGAAAUGGUGACUUACAACUGAGAUAAUUUAAUAUAUGAACACUUUGGAAAUUAAGGAUUAAAGAUGUAAUUUUGACA